This is a messenger RNA of Phascolarctos cinereus (koala), 1420 nucleotides long. Lineage: Eukaryota; Metazoa; Chordata; Mammalia; Diprotodontia; Phascolarctidae. The record is from RefSeq and is a predicted model, not a curated record.
UACAGGCACCGCCCGUGCUCACUGGAUCUGUGUCUGACGGGGUGCAGCCAGCUGCCGGAGACCCUACAGCUGCCCCACCGAGGAGUCCUGAUCCAGGAGGAAGGAGGCCUGUGGGAAGCCUGCGCCGCCCCACUGACUCUUGGAGAGUCUCCGUGGCACGAAGAUGGUGAAGUGGUUCAGCGUCAUCCUUGCAGCGACUUUGAUGAUGGACUGGAGAAGCUGGGCUCUGGAGACUUGCCUCCAGGAGCAGCAGAGGCUCAAGGACCAGCUGAGGCUCCUGGAGGCCCAGGUCAAGCAGCAGCGGGUGAGGAUCGAGCAGCUCCUCCAGGAGAAAGAGCUUCAGCUGCUCGAGCGAGGAGAUGAAAAGAGCGUCCCCCGCCUUGGGGGACGGAGGCAGUACGCAGACUGCUCGGAGGUGUUCAAUGAUGGCCACAGACUCAGCGGUUUCUACAGAAUCAAGCCCCUGCAGAGCCCCGAAGAGUUCUCUGCUUUCUGUGACAUGGCGGACGGAGGAGGCUGGACGGUGGUGCAGAGGCGCUCCGAUGGCUCGGAAAACUUUGACAGGAACUGGGAUGACUAUGAAAAAGGUUUUGGAAACUUUGUCAAAAAACAUGGCGAGUACUGGCUUGGGAAUAAAAACCUGCACUUCCUGACCGCCCAACGAGACUACACUCUGAAGAUCGAGCUGGCUGACUUUGAAGGAGAACACCGUUUCGCACAAUAUGAAAGCUUCCGGGUGGGUGGUGAGAAGAGUGCCUACGAGCUGAGCUUCCGGGAAUACUCGGGCACGGCCGGAGACUCACUGGCUGGGAGCUUUCAUCCUGAGGUCCAGUGGUGGGCCAGUCACCUACGAAUGAAAUUCAGCACUCGAGACCGAGAUAACGACAAUUACUCGGGGAACUGUGCCAAGGAGGACAGAGCUGGCUGGUGGUACAACAGCCUGGUCAGCAGAAAACGGGAGGAGGAUUCAGGAAAUGCAGGUUUGAGGCAGUCUCAGGUCAUUCCCAAGCCGGCUGGCGGACCUCCCUCCACUUCCUGCUCUGGACCUGGGGAAAGUACAAAGGUGUCACUCGGCAAACCUCAACGGUCUGUACUACAGAGGGGCCUACACCGGCGAAACGGACAACGGCAUCGUCUGGUACACCUGGCACGGGUGGUGGUAUUCUCUGAAGUCUGUCGUCAUGAAGAUCAGGCCCAGCAACUUUGUGGCGAAUGUCGUUUAGGUGUGCAUCGCAAGCGCUCGUUCCUUCCUCAUCAUUCCCGUUGAAGACGCCAUCCAUGGGGUGAUGCUGCAGGCCAGGGAUGGAGCUUUCCAAUGGCCCUCUGGUCAUUGUCUCACCGUUUAUCAUGUAGUGCACUUUCAAUCAAGAAAAUGUAAUGAGAAAUUAAGUAAAUAAAUGGUGGUGAUCAAACAGGAAAA